Phyllostomus discolor (pale spear-nosed bat) is the source of this 4557-nucleotide messenger RNA. RefSeq names its product angiomotin like 2 (gene AMOTL2). The record is from RefSeq and is a predicted model, not a curated record. Lineage: Eukaryota; Metazoa; Chordata; Mammalia; Chiroptera; Phyllostomidae. Gene Ontology annotation, biological process: actin cytoskeleton organization; regulation of cell migration; establishment of cell polarity involved in ameboidal cell migration. The transcript is spliced from 10 exons. The coding region runs from base 430 to 2763 and encodes 777 amino acids. Gene Ontology annotation, cellular component: cytoplasmic vesicle; plasma membrane; bicellular tight junction.
GAUCCCAAGGGGGAACCUGAAACUCUCACAUUCCUGGCAUAGCAGCCGCCUCCGGCGAGGGCUGACCCUGGGGCUGCGCGCUGGAGCCUGAGCUGCCAGAGCGUCCGCGCCACCGCCCAGUGCACACCUCCGCGGCGGAGCUGAGCCGAGCAGAGCCCGGCUGGGGCGUCAGGUCUGACCGCGACGAGCACCCGCGGGCCUCAGCUGUAAGGAGGGCUGAUCGGCGCUUCGGGCAGCGCACCCGGCCUGCGGAGACCCGACGCAGCCGAAUCCCGAGCUCCGGCACGGCCUGGCCUUUUCCGGGAGCAGGAGACCGGCGGACCCAGCGUCCUCAGGGCGCAGGGCGCCCUUUCCAGGCAGCGACAAAGGUGCCCUGGGGCCACGUGCCUCUGGCUAUUGUCCAGGCAGGUGUGUGCAAACCAAGGAAGCAUGAGGACUCUGGAAGACUCCUCAGGGACAGUCCUGCACCGCCUCAUCCAAGAGCAGCUGCGCUAUGGCAACCUGACUGAGACACGUACGCUGCUGGCCAUCCAGCAGCAGGCCCUGCGGGGUGGGGCUGGAGCUGGGGGCACCGGCAGCCCCCAAGCCUCCCUGGAGAUCUUGGCACCCGAGGACGGCCAGGUGCUGCAGCAGGCCACAAGGCAGGAACCCCAGGGCCAGGAGCACCAGGGUGGUGACACCCACCUGGCAGAGAACACCCUCUACCGGCUGUGCCCACAGCCCAGCAAGGGCGAGGAGCUACCCACCUAUGAGGAGGCGAAAGCCCACUUGCAGUACUAUGCGGCCCAGCAGGCAGGGCCCCGGGCACUUGUUGGUGAUCAGGAUCCCCGAGGGGCCCCUGGAAGCCAUCGGAGGCAAGACGAGGCCCUUCGAGAGCUGAGGCAUGGGCAUGUGCGCUCCCUGAGUGAACGGCUCCUGCAGCUGUCCCUGGAGAGGAACGGUGCCCGGGCCCCCAGCCACAUGAGCUCCUCCCACAGCUUCCCACAGCUGGCCCGAAACCAGCAGGGCCCCCUUCCCAGGGGCCCCCCGGUCGAGGGCCCAGAGCCCCGGGGACCUCCACCUCAGUACCCACACGUUGUGCUAGCUCACGAGACCACCACUGCUGUCACCGACCCACGGUACCGUGCCCGCGGCAGUCCACACCUCCAGCAUGCCGAAGUCAGGAUCCUGCAGGCCCAGAUGCCUCCUGUAUUCCUCCAACAGCAGCAGUACCAGUACCUGCAACAACCCCAGGAGCACCUUCCACCCUCACACGCAGCUGCUCUUGGCCAUGGCCCACUAGGCUCCUUCAGUCCACCCGGGGUGGAGGGGCCAGGAAGCACCCAGGCCACCUCGGGCAGUGCCCAGCUGGCUCAGAUGGAGACUGUGCUGAGGGAGAAUGCCAGGCUACACAGGGACAAUGAGAGGCUACACAGGGAGCUGGAGAGCUCAGCAGAGAAGGCUGUCCGAAUUGAGAAGCUGGAAGGUGAAAUCCAGCGGCUCUCUGAGGCCCAUGAGAGCCUGACUAGGGCAUCUUCCAAGCGGGAGGCCCUGGAGAAGACCAUGCGGAACAAGAUGGACAGCGAAAUGAGGAGGCUGCAGGACUUCAACCGGGAUCUUAGAGAGAGAUUGGAAUCCGCAAACCGCCGCCUGGCAAGCAAGACGCAGGAGGCCCAGGCCAGCAGUCAGGACAUGGUGGCCAAGCUGCUUGCUCAGAGCUAUGAGCAGCAGCAGGAGCAGGAGAAGCUGGAACGGGAGAUAGCACUGCUGCGUGGUGCCAUCGAGGACCAGCGGCGGCGGGCUGAGCUGCUGGAGCAGGCUCUGAGCAAUGCCCAGGGCCGGGCAGCGCGAGCUGAGGAGGAGCUGCGCAAGAAGCAGGCCUACGUGGAGAAGGUGGAGCGGCUGCAGCAAGCUCUUGGGCAGCUGCAGGCUGCAUGUGAGAAGCGUGAGCAGCUGGAGCUACGUCUGCGCACUCGCCUGGAGCAGGAACUCAAGGCCCUGCGUGCACAGCAGAGACAAGCCAGCACCCCCAGUGGCAGUGGCAGUGGCAGUGGCAGUAGCGGGUCCCCAGAGCUCAGUGCCCUGCGGCUAUCUGAGCAACUGCGGGAGAAGGAGGAGCAGAUCCUGGCGCUAGAAGCCGACAUGACCAAGUGGGAGCAGAAGUAUCUGGAGGAACGUGCCAUGAGGCAGUUUGCCAUGGAUGCCGCCGCCACAGCUGCCGCCCAGCGGGACACCACUCUCAUCCGACACUCCCCGCAGCCCUCGCCCAGCAGCAGCUUCAAUGAGGGCCUGCUCGCCGGGGGCCACAGGCAUCAGGAGAUGGAAAGCAGGUUAAAAGUGCUCCACGCCCAGAUCUUGGAGAAGGACGCAGUGAUCAAGGUCCUUCAGCAGCGCUCCAGGAAAGACCCCAGCAAGGCCAUGCAGGGCUCCCUGCGGCCCGCCAAGUCCGUGCCAUCUAUCUUUGCGGCUGCAGCAGCAGGGACCCAGGGCUGGCAGGGACUCUCCUCCAGUGAGCGGCAAGUGGAUGCCCCUGCCUGGUUGGCUGCAGACAGGGCCCCUGCGGAGGAGCCAGUGGCCGCGGCUCCCCUUCCUGCCCAUGCCAAACACGGGAGCAGGGAUGGGAGCACCCAGACUGACGGCCUUCCGGACGGCACCACUGCUUGCCUGGGGCAGGAGCCUGACAGCCUUCUGGGGUGCAGCAGUGGCCAGAGGGCAGCCUCACUGGACUCUGUCACUGCAUCGAGAGUCCAGGACUUGUCAGACAUGGUGGAGAUACUGAUCUGAAGGAGCUGAUGCCAGGGGGACUUGGAACUGUCCCCUGCUGUCCUCUGCCACUCGGCCAUUCCAGCAGCCCGUCCAACUGCUGCUCCUCCACUUCCCUCAACCAGGCACUCAUUCCCAUCGACCGCCUGGUCCCAGGUGCUUAGGAAGGAUGCUACGGGGAAGAGGGAUGCUGUGCAAGUACCUGCGCCCCAGAAGACCCUGCUUGUUAGCCCCACAUUCCUCCUGGGCCCGUGCAGAAUGAGGAUUCAGCCUUUCCCUGCUGCCAAGCCUUGCUGUUGGGGAAGCCACUGAAGGCCUAGGAGAGAGCUGACUCCCCCUCUUUGUACCCUCAGGCAACAGGGAGGAAGGGAGUGGGUGUGUUUGUUUAAGGGGCUGAUUGCCAAGGAUGGCUGCCCAUGGACACCAGGUAGACUAGUUCCGUAAUCAAGUUGGCCACAGUGUUCCUCUCUGGCUAAGUGGUCCCAGCCAACCUCAUCUGCUCCUCAGCUACUCACUGCCUCCUUGGGAUCACUAAGACUUGCUUCUUUGGGGGAGACCAUUGAAAGUGUUAGUCCUGCAGAAGCCACGGUGUUGCCCCCUCACUUGGAGUGGGUAAGGGCUCUUUAAGUGCACUGGGGUCUGCUGGGCAGUUUGUAUAUAAUUCCCUUUCUUGUGGACCGGAAGACUGAAGCGUGCUGCUUCGGACUUGGCCCCUCAUUCUGUAUGCUCAUCCUGCUGCCAUGGUUCCUGGAACUUCUCACCGGCUUCCCAGUUACCUCCCACUCUCGGGUUCUUGGCCCAUGGAUUUUGGUACUGGUUGAUCCACGAGAUACUGGCUAUCUUUUCUUCCCAUUUUGAGCCCUGUUUUAAAUGCCCAUGAGACCCCCCCCCACCCCGCCCCCAAUCACCAGCUUCUUGAAAUGGCUCCGCAGUCCCUGUCCCUGGGAUAUCCUGUCAGUUCGGAUGAGCCCUGAGCCAGACGCAAUGAGCCACCACACGGACAUCUGCCGCGGGGGCGCUUCCCUGAGCCGGUUCUCUCGAAGGAAACUGGAGAAGUUGCUGUGUUCUCAUCAGAGUCUUUGUUGCCCCACUGGAGGAACUCAGAGAGGGAGCAGUGCUAGUGAAAAUUCGUUGAUGAACUACAAGAUGCGACUCAAAUAGUCCUUUGAAGGGAGCCGCCAUCACAAAAUGGCACCAUGAGGCUGGCUCCUCGAGCCACCCGUGCCCAGCGCCCUGCAGCAGGGCCAGUGCCUAGAAUUAGAGGGGAGCACCCACGGGGCAGCCCACCUGCAGCCCUGACUUUGACUCCUGGUCUUAAGGAGCCCCCCAACUCAGCCCAGGAGCAUUGGGUGGGUGUUAGCAGUUUGGACUGUUUUUAGUUGUCCUUGGAUCUUUGUUUUUUCCUUUCCUGUUUUUAAGUUCUGUACGUGUUAUUUUAUUCCCAUGGUUCCUUUUUAAACAUUUGCAUUUGCUGGACAAUUGCAUUUUUUUUAAUCCCCUUAUCCCUCUUAAAACUAAAGAAAAAACACAUUUGGUUCAUGUGCAUUGUUUACAAAGCAAAAAGAAAAAAGAAAAAGUAAAAAAGUAUUGUGAAAUGAAAAAAACAACUUAAUAUAUUUUGGAUUAAUAUUUGGUAUUUCUUUUAAAGUAUUUUUUGUGCUGUGAACAUUUUCUGCCAAAGACCAUGAUGUGUGUCUAAGUUAUCGUAAAUAUUUAAGAUGUAAACAUGGCUGUUUUGUUAUGCCACCCUGUACCAGGAUUGCUGCCGCAUUCCGCUGGGUGUAACAGUAUUUUAAUAAAAAAUAAUAAUUGAAA